GUUUUUAUGUCAUGUGAAUAAUGAAAAAGGUUUCCUGAUGGGCACAGACUUAGCUUUACGACUUUACUCAACAUUGUCGAUGAUUCAUCAUCUCACUGAAACUAAUUCUGCUGAAAAAAAUUAUCCGAAUAAAAAAUCGAUCGCUGGUUUGCUAGAUGAGAAAAAAAGGUGUCGACGGGGGAAACAUGUAGGUAAGUCAGGGUUGGCAGGAUUUUUUAAUCGCUAUUUUCCUAGAAUAUUUGCAUAGUGGCAGGUGCCCUGGAAUAAGAGACACGAACUAGCUCACUUCUUUAAUUGGUCUCAAGGAAGUCACGUCGCCGACGAAGCGUUUGUCAUCCUGGUUCAGUUGAAUAUUCAUGUUCAUCCUCUACAUAAAGAUAUUUGAACAGCAACAACAAACACUAAGAACAUCGGAGUCUACAGAGAAUCACUGUAUCUUUACACCGGAAAAUUAACUCGCAUCACUUCAUGAGUUUUGGUUAGUUUUUGGAAAUUCACCUUCCUUUACGACCCGUAAAUUGCCCCAAAAGUCCGUUGCCGGAAACCGAGUGAUAAAUACAAAACAGUGAAAACCAAACAAAGAUACCGCUAAGACGCCAACGCAAUAUUACGCACAGAUAGAGAAUUUUGGAGGCGCCUACAGUGAUUGUAACGAGAAGCUUUUUUUCGAUAUAAACAAGAUAACUAUGAACGACUCGGGGAAUUUAACUUUUGAGGAAGGGCAAUCAUCUGGAACUACAGCCGUGGUUGUUGCACAAAGUGUUUUUCUAACGCUAGUUAUGUCAGUUGGAGCAGUCGCCAAUAGCUUUAUUUGCCGAUGUAUCCUCGUUCAUCGCUCUUUGCGCACUAUCACCAACUCGUUCAUAUUUAACCUUGCCGCCACAGACUUACUGUUAUCUGUACUCUGCAUGCCAUUCGUGCUGGUCUCGUCUAUCAAAGGGAUAUGGGUUUUUGGCGAGGUGAUGUGCGUUAUCACGGGAUUUCUCCUUUCCGUCUUCUGUAUAACAUCCAUAUUGACCUUGGCUCUAGUCGCUAUCGAUCGCUACCUUGCGAUCUGUCGUCCUCUGAAAUAUUGUACACUUGUAACGCAUAGAAGCUGCUUGAUGAUGAUCGUGUACGUUUGGUUUCAUGCAGCUGUUUGCGCCAUUAUGCCAGUGUUCGGCUGGGGAGAAGGUUACAGAUUUGUGGCUGUGGAAUUUAUUUGUCGACCUUCAUUUGGCAAACCUUCUGUCGACAACGGAUACACUUUCUUUCUGUUUCUAAGUUGUUUCGUGGCUCCUUUCUCGAUCAUCGCUUUCACCUACUUAUCCAUCUUAUGCACCGCAAGGAGACAAUUCAGACGGGUUCACCACCACAAAGGAUUAAACGUUGGCGAAUUGAGCAACGUAACCCAAGGCAAUUCACAAUUUAACGGAGAAACGACAUUUGUCCGCACGCCCGAAAACACGGUGAUCGCCGAUGAAAUCACAUCUGCAACUAACACGUCUCGUGCUAAAAAGUUGUAUGCCCCGAAAGCGAUACGAAACAAACGAAAGCAGAAAGUGCGUGGUUUCAAAAUGCUGUGGAUUAUCAUAGUAGUUUUUCUUAUCUGUUGGAGCCCGUAUUUCUUACUUAUAUUUUACGGUUCCAUAAAUCACCAAAGUUUCUCGAAAGCAGUCAAAGUUCCCACAACUUUACUGACGUUUCUCAACAGCGCGUUAAAUCCUUUCCUAUACGGGUUUUUGAAUGGAAAGUUUCGUGACAGCAUGCGGAACUUUCUCGGGCAAAAUAUCACUUUCUGCAAGUGCUGGAAACAAACUGCGACAGAAUCACAUGUACAUCACAUUUAUUAGAUAUUUUUUCUCAGUUUCUGUUUCGCAUGUAUGUGUCUCUUGCGCGUAACAAUUAAAGUUGACAAAUCGAGGACAGAAGACGGAUAGCUGUCGCGGCCUUACAUCGAAUCAUUUGUUUUAAUUGUUAUUUUACCUAGCAGUCACUCCCUGUUUACAAUUGUACCCCCGACCAAUUAACGAUGAAGUCGAAACAAAGUUUUUCAGUUAUGUUAGAGACAAUAGAUAAAAGGUCUCAAGGCUUCUUUCUGAAUACAAAUGAUGUGAUUGGUUUACCAUUUGGCUUAUUUCUCAAAACACUAAACGCCUUCGGCUUAGUUUCAUUGUAAUCGUGUAUGCAUUUCACUCCGAUUUCCAAUUUCAUAAACCACAGCAGGUGGAGCUUGGCGAAAUACAUUUCGCUCCUUUGGCAAAAAUUAUUUCAAGUUAACAAGUUCAUCGUGUACUUGUUUUAUUUUGUUUCGUUGCCAAUGAUCGUCGUUGUUCCGUUUUAUUUUGUUUUCAAAAAAGGGUUUAAUGUAACUCGAGACUGAAUUUCCUCCAUUCACCUUCUCAUGAAAAAUCUGAUAAAUUUUUGACUCACUGGAGGAAAAUACAAUUAUUCACUGAAAAACCAUCCUGCAAUCUAUUAAACACCAUUGUGAUUCUUUUGACUCCCCAAAUUAAUUUUAUCUUUGUUCUAAGCAAUUCCAAGCGCAUAAUUAAUUGAGGAAAAACAUUCUGACUUAAAGUUUUGCCUCAGGCUACUUCGUGAUAACCUUUUUUACUAUUUCAACCGGAUGGGCUAGUCAUUUUUAUGAAGCUCUCCGACGUUGCUUUUAAAAUAUGUAAAGUUCUACUGAUGGGCUAACUUUCUAACAGAGUUGACCUUAGCCUGACAGCUGCAGAGACAUCCGAAUCGCAAAAGCGCAAACCUUGGCCGUUUCUUUACAAGGUCAUCGUGCACCACUCGCUUUGAAACGGCGUAAAGUUUUUUCGAUCUCAAUCUUUAGUGCUACAAACGCAGGGCAAAAGUAGCGACUCACAGAAGCAUUCAACCCAGCAAUAUCAACAUUAACAGUGGAAUAGAACUUGUAGGAGCAUGCAUGCCCUCGAUUAAGAGACACCAAAACUGGAGAGCUGUACGGCAGCGGACAGCUGAGGGAACAAAUAUUCCGAAUACGCUUUUCACAGCUGUUGAGAACGAGCCAAUCACAGCGGAGUAUAUGCUUUGUAACCAGCCGUUACCGCCCGAGAAAGAUUAGCAAUCUGUUAUCGAACUUCGCGGUUACAUCAAAAGUGAAAACAUCGAUCGUAAGACGGUAAAUAAAAAUUCAUUAGCAGAGACAACUCUUAUGUCUUUACUUAGCGGAUUUAUGUCUUUUCCCUUUAAUUCGGAAUUUUUGGCAAAAAUGUUGAAAUAAACGUAUAUCAUAGCAAAGAUCAUUGUAUCCCCAAAUUUCAAAAUGCAUGGCAUUAGUUUAAUUAAAAAAAUUGGUUAAAGCUUUGAAAAGCCAAAACUCAACGUUGUAAGAAUCUGUUUUUUGUACCCUACUCAAAAUUCUUUGG
Molecule: messenger RNA, 3377 nt
Organism: Pocillopora verrucosa
Lineage: Eukaryota; Metazoa; Cnidaria; Anthozoa; Scleractinia; Pocilloporidae
Product: alpha-1A adrenergic receptor
Biological process (GO): G protein-coupled receptor signaling pathway
Cellular component (GO): membrane
Molecular function (GO): neuropeptide Y receptor activity
Source: RefSeq, a predicted model, not a curated record